Messenger RNA from Phaedon cochleariae (mustard beetle), 3707 nucleotides. The record is from the annotation of a GenBank genome assembly. Lineage: Eukaryota; Metazoa; Arthropoda; Insecta; Coleoptera; Chrysomelidae.
GUUUGCUUCAAGUGAUUUGGAGAAAUAAUGAAAAUAUGCCAAUUUUUUUUAGAAAAUCUAAUGAUGAUCAUUGCCCUCAUUGAUAAAACGUGAGAAUAAAACUCCACGAAAUGACCAUCAACGAGUUAACAGAGCAGGAUGCAGCCCAAAGGGAAAUUCUUGGGGACUCGGAAGAAACUGAAAGAUCCCUGCUAACCUCUUUUAUAGAAGAGCUUCAGGAAAAAACUAAGUCCAAAAGAGAAUUGAGAGCUGCUAAUCAGAAUGCAGUAAACCAUCGUCCUAGUGAUGCUCAUUUCAGCAAGCUGGACUCGAGUUUGAAGAAAAAUACUGCAUUUGUUAAGAAGAUCAAGAACUUUUCGUCCAUCCAUGUAGAUGCUUAUUUGAAAGACAUGUCUGGCUUGAAUUUAUCUAAAUAUAUAUCGGAAAUAUCAGCAGGUAUAGUUGAGUCAAAGCUGAAGAUGAAUGAUGUCCCAGCUGCUGUUAGAUUAUGUAGUGUUUUACAUCAGACAUAUGCAGAAUUUUCCCAACACUUGUUUGAGAACUGGCAAAAAGCACUGGCUGUCAAAGUAGGAGACAAAAUUUCUAAUCCAAGCAAACUGAGAGUUGAUCUAAGAUUCUAUGCUGACCUUUUACAAGCUGGAAUAUUCUCAAACAAGAAUGCACUGUCUUUAUUGGGAUCAGUUUUAACUACAUUGAUUAACAUGGAUAAGGAAGAUCACUUUAACAUUGCUAUAAUAUUAAGUUUUUGUAAACACUGUGGUGAUGAAUAUGCAGGAUUAAUACCAAGGAGAAUGAGAGAACUAUCUGCAAAGUAUGUAAUUGAAAUCCCUCAAAGCUCAUUUUUAACUCCUGAAAAGAAGCAGAAUGUCAGGAGCCUCUUGAAAGACUACUUUGUCACUUUGAGUAAACAUUUAGUGAAAGAUCAUAUUGAAAUGCAAAAUUUUGAGAAACAGAAUGUCAGAAUACUUCAAACAAAAGGGGAGCUGAGCCAAGAAAGAAAAGAAAAACUAGAAAACCUCCAGGCAGCUUAUGAAAAGCUUCUUGCUAAUGCAUACAGCUUUUCAGAAAUAUUAGAUGAAGAUAUGCCCACUUUGAGAGCACAAUCUUUACCUAAAAAUGAUGAGAGUAUGAUAGUGACAGGUUCAGGGACAGGUAUGGAAGAUGGUACUAGCAAUGUUGAGAAUAUAUGGUGUGACAUUGAGACACAAAAGUUUUAUUGUGACCUUCCUGAGCUAACUGUCUUCUUACCAACAGCCUUUUUGAACAAAAGACAUACCCCACCACCAGCAGAAACUGUUACUGAAGAAGUUCUUGAUUCAGAAUUACCUGUUGAAGAUUUGGAGGAAGAGAGCAGAACAGAAGAAACCCUAGUCGUGGAAGACGAACCCGAAGACCCCACAUCCACAAACGCCAGCAACAAAAUAGUCCUAGAAGCCUUCCUCAACAAUCUACCGAACUGCGUCAACAGAGAAAUGAUAGAUAACGCAGCCAUCGACUUUCUAGUUACUUUAAACAACAAACACAACCGCAAAAAGCUAGUCAGGAACUUGUUCGGAGUCAACAGAACUCGGCUGGACUUGCUUCCUUUCUACGCUCGUUUCGUAGCCAUCUUGCAACCCGCUCUACCGGAAGUAGGCAACGAUCUGAGUCAAAUGCUCCGGCAGGACUUCAAGUACCACGUCCGGAAAAAGGACCAGAUCAACAUCGAGUCCAAGAUAAAGGUUGUCAGGUUUGUGGGGGAGCUGGUUAAGUUCAAGUUGUACUCGAAAAUCGAGGCCUUGUACUGUCUGAAAGUACUUCUACACGAUUUCUCCCACCACCAUAUCGAGAUGGCUUGCAAUCUGUUGGAAGUGUGCGGAAGAUUCUUAUACUGCAGCCCGGAUUCGCACCAAAGGACUAAAGUCUACUUGGAGCAGAUGAUGAGAAAAAAGGCCGUUAUGGCUCUGGAUUCGAGAUAUGUGACGCAAAUUGAGAAUGCUUACUAUUACGUGAAUCCGCCUGAAACGGUGACUAUUACGAAGAAGGAGAGGCCGGUGAUGCAUCAGUUUAUAAGGAAGCUGUUGUAUCAGGAUUUGCAGAAGAAUAAUACGGAUAAGAUUAUGCGGUUGGUGAGGAAGCUGGAUUGGACCAAUCAGGGUGUAGCUUCCUAUACUGUCAAGUGUUUGACUGGGGCACACAAUCUGAAGUACUUCAAUAUAAGGUGUUUGGCCAAUCUCCUGGCCGGUCUGGUAGCUUACCAGGAAGAAGUUGGUACCAAAGUGGUGGACGGCGUUCUAGAAGGCAUCCGCCUCGGCAUGGAAGUCAACCUGCCCAAGUACAAUCAGCGGCGCAUUGCGCAAGUCAAGUACUUGGGGGAGUUGUACAACUAUCGGAUGGUGGAGAGUUCGGACGUGUUCAAAGUGUUGUACUCGUUGAUAUCGUUCGGGGUGUCCAUGGACCCCUGCGACAUAUCUCCAUUGGACCCUCCCCAUCAGUUGUUCCGGAUACGGUUGGCUUGCGUUUUAUUGGAAACUUGCGGAACUUACUUCAGUAGCGGUAGCAGCAAAAAGAAACUCGACUACUACCUGAUAUUCCUGCAAGCCUACUACUGGUUCAAAAAGAAAAUGUGGAAAGAAGCUUUCCCGCCCAUGAUGGAACACCUCUUCAAGGAAACCCUGCUGACCCUAAGGCCCAAACUGAAAUUAUGUAAAAGUUACGAGGACGCGGUGGAUGAGGUGGACAAUAUUCGCAAGGCUCUGGGUGUGGAAAAACUUUUGGAGGUCGAUCAUAAAAUAUCGGAGGAGGACGGUUUGGACACCAUAGCGGAGACGGAUAAUGAGGACGGUUUGGAUGACGAAACGUCCGAGGCGGUGACAGGACCUGUUACUGAUGAUACCGCCACCGAGGAUGAAACUAUGGACCAUACACAAGGAUCCGAUGACGAAGGUGAACCUAUGACUAGUGAGGCUGAACAAGAGGCCGUUUCUGAGUCUUUGGCGAUUCCGAAAGGUCCGAAAAAAGUCGAUUGUCCUGAGGACGACGAUUUCUUGAACGCCUUAGAUAAAAUGGUAUCGGAAAAUAUACAGGAGCGGAUGAAAGAACCCGUCAAAGCCGGUAACAUCGACAUUUCUGUACCUGUCGUUCUGAAAAAUAAUAUCAAGAAAACUUAUGAACAGCUUCAAGAAUCAAUCGACGAGGAGCAAAGCAAAAAAAGCAAAAUAGGUUUUGUUCUGAUGGUGCGCAAGGGGAACAAACAACAAUACAAGCAAUUCGAAGCGAACGUGGAUUCUGAGCUAGCGCAGAAUCUGAGAGAUCAGGAACAAGCUCAGAAGGAGGAAAAGGAGAAGGUCAAAAGACUGACGCUGAACAUCACGGAAAGGUUCGAGGAGGAGGACUACCAGGAGAUGAUCCAGCAGCAAAACAGGCCGGCGACGCAGAAUUUGAACAGGGAGCGCAAGAAAUACCAGCACCCCAAGGGGGCCCCCGACGCCGAUCUUAUUUUCGGCCCGAAAAAGGUCCGGUAAUGGGAUAAAGAGAAAGUGGAAUUGGUGUUCACGAAGAAAAACGAGUUCGACUGGAAAAGAGGUCUUGACGAGAUAAGUCUCCGUUGGUGAAGACGAAAACUGGAAGGAGUUUCAUGAAUUUACAGUCUUGGAAGUUUGGUUUGUUUGAAUAUUUUCUAGCAGUGUUAUUAAACGAUGUAUGAAUAAAGAAUACAGCCAGUGUUA